AUGAAUGUUUCGAAUUAUUGGGAGAAGCUGCGCUCCGAUCUAAACCCCUAUUUUUUCGACCCCGAGGGCUUUGAGCGCCGCUACAAUUGUAGUUUUUACGACUACGACAGCAUUCCGACAGAGCAGAGACAACACAAGGUGUUCGGAGUGCUGAUCGUCGGGAUCUAUGCAAUUAGUGUGGUAAGUGGAGGCGCCUCCCGACUUUUCGGGUCGAUGACAGUUCGGGUUUUUCACAAAUCGAUCGAUGCGGGACGUAUCGAUCGAUUGGUGGAUGCCUAAAAAAAUGGUGUAGGAAGUGCCUACAAGGCCUGUAAAAGCCGCUGGAUGGUCGGUGGGCGUUCGGCAAAGGCUUGGCGGAGGCUUGGCAAAGACUUGCAAUAUGCGAGCUUCUUCUACAUUUUUAGCGUUUACUACCGUUAGUUUUCUUUAUCCUGAGUUAUUGUAAAAAAGUUUGCGGAAAAAAACGAAGACCCGCAACUUUUAUAUUCAUAUAAUAUUAUUGUCGUGAGUACAUGUAAAAUACCUCAAAAUAGGUGAUAAGCUCUCCCAGGACCCGACCAAUUUUAUUAUUUCUUCUAACUAUACCCUCUCUUGGCCUCCCAUGCAUAAAAUAACGAACCCACGCGGUCCAUAGUAUCGUUGACCCGGACUGUCGCUGACCCGAAAAGUCGUAGCGCCGGUGGAGGCGACGCAAUUUCAAUACGACGUCGCGCUCACUAGUUAUCUCGACUGAUCAACAUUUUUAGCCACUGUACGCUCUAUGUGCUGUGACAAUGUGCUUGACGGACUUGCGGAAGAGGUCGUGCUACCAGUUGAUGAUACUACUUUCGAUUAUCGACAUUAUCGACCUACACGGGAAUUCCCUUGUAUUUGGCGUCCUCAGCUACAUUGGAGUGGUAUAUUGUGUUGCGCCGAGAUAUCUGUGUAUCCAUGGGAUGGUAUGCUUGUGUAAGCUGACUUGUUAGCAUUUCUAGUCCUUUCGGAUAGUCGCUGGAGUGAUCGGAUCCGGUGGCAUACUGCUUUGCAUCCGGGAAGUAUCAAAAAACAUAGCAAAAUGCUUCCCUUUCCAACUAAAAAACUCCGUUUUGAAGGGUUCCUUCACAAAAAAGCCAGCGCGCUUUUGAAAUUGCAGUUUUUUUUCACUUGGAGAGGGAGGUAUUUUGCUACAUUUUUUGGUACUUCCCGGAUGCAAAAUGGUACAGUUUCUGCCAUUGGAUCAGGUCUUAAUUUCUUUCAGCCGCUUGGUUUGGCAGCACGCUGACAACGUUAAUUCUGAAUAUUAAUCGUUGCUGUGAACUGAAAGGCCAAGGAUUUGCGCAACGAUUCUUCGGCGGAAGAAUGAACAUCUUCUGGGUGGCUUUUGUCAUCUUUUACGCGUCGUUAGUGCCGAUUUGCAUAGUCCCUCCGGUUUUUGAUGGGGUGAAUUUAUCGCUGUUCUUCAACCCUCACAUGUCGUAUUAUCCGGAUAAUGGGCAGAUUGUAAGCUGUUUGUUUAGUAUUCUAAUAAAAAUAUAAGUUUGUCUGGAAAAUAAUAUGGACUCUGUCGCAACAAAAAUCGCAUCGCGGCCGAGGAAAUGAAUUUUGUCACGGCAAAAUAAAAUUGCUUUUCAGUUGAACGGCGUUGCGACAUUGCGCUCAUUAUUUUCCCGACAGACUUGUUUUACUAGUUUCAUUAUUUAUACCAAUAAUUUGCGCAAUUUUUUAGUACUACAGCAACUUCCAUUCGAUCCAUAACAUGGCCAUGUGUGUUUCCCAUACGACAACUUAUCUGGUCUUCAUUGGGUUGUACAUUCAUCAGUUCCGGGGGCUCGACAGGGUCAUCAAUGACAAAAGGGUAAAGUGAUUUUGAAAAAAAAUUUUGGGAAUAACAUAUUAUAUGAUUUCAGACUUACAUUCAAGUCAUCCUGAUCGGCUUCUUCCAUUUCGCUUCAAGCUUUUCCUACACCUUCGAACAGCUGGUUCCCGUGGGAUUCUACGGCGGACUCAUUGCAACCAUGUCCUACAUAUUGGCCACAGCACUUCCUCCAUUCGUCUACUUGACCUUCAACCUGAGCAUUCAACGGGCGCUCAAGAAGAUUGUCCAAAACAUCUUGAAGAUCAAGGACAAGGUCGUUGCCCCGAGCGGUCAUACCACAAGCCAGGUGGACCAAACUCUACGAAUCCAGCAGGAUUAG
Molecule: messenger RNA, 2174 nt
Organism: Bursaphelenchus xylophilus (pine wood nematode)
Lineage: Eukaryota; Metazoa; Nematoda; Chromadorea; Rhabditida; Aphelenchoididae
Source: the annotation of a GenBank genome assembly